Malurus melanocephalus (red-backed fairy wren) is the source of this 2479-nucleotide messenger RNA. RefSeq names its product BAG cochaperone 2 (gene BAG2). The transcript is spliced from 3 exons. The record is from RefSeq and is a predicted model, not a curated record. The coding region runs from base 97 to 780 and encodes 227 amino acids. Gene Ontology annotation, biological process: protein stabilization. Gene Ontology annotation, molecular function: protein-folding chaperone binding; adenyl-nucleotide exchange factor activity. Lineage: Eukaryota; Metazoa; Chordata; Aves; Passeriformes; Maluridae.
UGAGCGAGGUGCCGGCAUUCGGCCGCCGCCGCCGCCUGCGGGACGCGGGGAGGGAGCGGCCGCAGCGAGGUUCCGCCGGCGGCAGCGGCGGGUGGGAUGGCCCAGGCCCGGAUCAGCGCCAAGGCCAGCGAGGGGGCGCAGCAGCCGCAGCAGCCGCCGCAGCAGCAGCAGCAGUCGGGCGGGCAGCUCCGGGGCCGCUUCUACCGCUCCACCUCCAUGGCCGACCGCUCCAGCCGCCUGCUCGAGAACCUGGACCAGCUGGAGCUCAGGGUAGAGGCUUUCCGUGAUGCRGCAUCUGCUAUGGAACAAGAGAAAGAAAUUCUGCUCGAAAUGAUCCACAAUAUACAGAACAGUCAGGAUAUGAGGCACAUCAGCGAAGGUGAGAGAGAAGAACUUAAUUUGACUGCUAAUCGCCUGAUGGGCCGAACCCUCACUGUGGAGGUUUCCGUAGAAACCAUCCGCAAYGCCCAGCAGCAGGAAUCCCUCCUGCACGCCACCAAGAUGAUUGAUGAGAUCGUCAAUAAACUCCUCGAUGAUUUGGAAGAUGCCAAAAUGCGCUUAAUGUCACUUUACGGUGCGUGCACRUCUGAUGUGCCAGCAGGACCCAUUGAUCAGAAAUUUCAGUCUGUGGUCAUUGGCUGUGCCAUUGAGGAUCAGAAGAAAAUCAAAAGGCGCCUAGAGACUCUGCUUAGAAACUUGGAAAAUUCUGAAAAGUCCAUCACAUUGUUGGAGCAUCAGAAAUCAUCCGUUCGGCAGUCUUGCAACAGCAAACAGGAUUAACGUUUCCUCCUGGCUACUUUUGGCAAACCGCAGGAUGAUCAAGUGCCCAUAAAAACCACACAGAAGCCAAGAAAAAAAUUCUCUGUAUGAGCACACACAUAAAUACACAUCCACACGCACCAAAGUAUCUUUGAUUGCGAGGUGCAAGCAUUUAAUGGGUUUUGGUGGCAUCGGCAUUUUCUUUCRGCAAUAAGGAAUGCUAUCAGUUCUUUUGUAGAGUCAAUACUGCUCUAUUGCAAAUUGUAAUUGUGCUUCUGCUGAACAGACAGAAACUGAAAAUCUAGCCUUUCCUACAUUCUCCUGGGUUUUUUUUAAACUAAAGUUGUUUUGUCCURUCAUGAGAUUUCAGCUUUUCUCUGCUGUAUGCAUAGUAUGUGAACCAGACUUCUGGGGACAAAAGACAAAUCAUGGCAAUAAACCAAAACCAUUAAUAAACUGUUUAUGGUAUUUUCAUAAAUAACACAACAGCGUUUUACUCAUUACCAAUUAUAAUUUUGCAUUUUUUGAGUAUUUUGAAUAAACUGAUCACAACACUUUUCUAGGGACAGCUACCUSCCGUUUGUAACUGAGGAAGUGAAAAGCAACACAUACGUAACCAGAGAUCGCAACCCAUGAUAGAAAUGAGCCAACUCUUGCAAUGCCCCUUCUGUGCCUGGUGAACCAUGCUGUUCCCACCAGGUCAUUAUAGCUUUGAGGUUGCUGUGUGUUUCUUUUAAAAGAYAGUAGAAAGGGGACUUGUAUCUUAUCAGCUACUAGUCCACUUUUGCACCUUUUAUGAAGCCACAGAGCAAAACUUUGACUUCUUUGACCUGACACUGUUUUGAUGUCUUGUGUAGGAUGGCAUGGUACAUCCAGCAUUUCUCACCUCCUUGUGUGAAUGGCUUUUGGUUUAUCUUCUAUCCUCUCACUCAGAGCAACUGCUGCGUAUCAUCACCAACCUCUGUUGCUGUGGCUCAAAAGUUGCAGAUUCUAGGGUGUACCUGGAAUUUUGCAACCCCCUGUAGCCUGGCCAGAGUUAAYAGUAUUUCAGCCAAGCUCUGAGGAUAGCAGGGGGCUCCGUGGCUCAGCCAUCAGCCUUCUGAACUUGGCUCAGGUUAAAGCUAAGCUGAAGGGAGUGGGAAGGGUCUGAGUGAUGCCUUGGUGGCAAUGCCCAGGGUAUUACAGCUGCAGCAUCACACCUGGAUGAUCAGAGGGCACCAGCCCAUGGUGAGAACGCUGCACCAGGCUCCUGCACAACCAACACUCGGAGCCCCAUCGUUUUAAAUGCCUUGGAUGAGCUCAGGUGCUCCACAGGGAAACUCAGAGUGGYGCUUCUCGGAAACCUCAGCUGCGAUGUCACUGGAACUGCAUUUUAUUUGAAGAAAUGGCACUUCAGGUGGGUGCUUCAAAAGCAGUCAAAGUUUGUAAGAGUUGGUGACAUUAAUUCUAUUAUUCUGUUUUAAAAGAUCUUCCAGCUAUUCAGUAGUAUUAAAACCCUUUACAGUAAUACCUGGCUUGGGUUGUUUUUAAAAAUCAUGCUGGGCAACAGCUUAAGUUAAACACAGCUUCUUGUUCCUUAGAAUACUCCUUCAGUAUUCGGGGUUUUAAGGCCAUUAUAAGCUUAUUCAGGCAAAAAGUUUAAGGUUUUUUGUUUUCUUUCUUAGAUUCUCUUAAUUUCUGAUACCUAAAGGGGAUUUUAUUUUUAUAGCACUUGUGCUAU